Aureococcus anophagefferens is the source of this 1854-nucleotide messenger RNA. It is a transcript of the gene MUT9-2, whose product is annotated as putative serine/threonine protein kinase. Gene Ontology annotation, biological process: spliceosomal complex assembly; protein phosphorylation; regulation of mRNA processing. Gene Ontology annotation, molecular function: ATP binding; protein kinase activity. The record is from RefSeq and is a predicted model, not a curated record. Lineage: Eukaryota; Pelagophyceae; Pelagomonadales; Pelagomonadaceae. Bases 1 to 1854 code for a protein of 617 amino acids. The transcript is spliced from 3 exons.
AUGGGCAAGAAGCGCAAGGGCGCGAAGAAGCCCGCGGCGGAGCCGGCGCCGGAGAGCGCGGCGUCGCUGAGCAGCGGGAGCGACGACGAGCGCAAGGACCCCGGCGCCCCGUCGGGCGACCGCGGCGCGCCCCCGGGCGAAGCAACGACGGGCCGCGUGACCUACGACAGCGGCUCGAGCGACGGGUCCUUCGACUCGCGGCGCGACGACUCCGAGGGCUCGUCCGCGUCCGGGAGCGACGGCGGCAGCGACGUGAGCGAGCUCGACGGCGAGGGCUCCGAGGGCUACCGCGUCGGCGGCUACCACCCCGUGGCCCUCGGGGACGUCUUCAACGGCCGCUACACCGUCGUCGAGAAGUUGGGGUGGGGCCACUUCUCGACUGUUUGGAUGGUCCGCGACGCGCUGAGCCAGGCUUUGGGCACGCCGCGCCUCGUGGCCCUCAAAGUCCAGAAAUCGGCGAGCCACUACACGGACGCGGCGCUGGACGAGAUCGACCUGCUGCGCCACGCGCGGCGCACGGACCCCGCGGAGACGUCGAGCCGCGUCGUGCGGCUCCUGGACCACUUCGAGCACAGCGGGCCCAACGGGCGCCACGUCUGCAUGGUCUUCGAGAUGCUCGGGGCGAAUUUGUUGUCCGUGAUCCGCAAGUCCGAGUACCGGGGCCUGCCCAUCGAUAGCGUCCGGAACGUCUGCCGCCAGAUCUGCAUGGGCCUGGACUUCCUCCACCGGCGCUGCUCCAUCAUCCACACGGACCUCAAGCCCGAGAACGUGCUCCUCAAGGCGCCCAAGUUCGCGCCCGACGGCGACGGGCCGCCGGACGCGGCGGCCGCGCCGCCGGCGCCCGCGGCGGCGGCGACCGAGCCCGCGGCGUCGCUCGAGGAGCGCAUCGACGAGAUCGCCUCGACGCUGCAGACGAGCGAGCUCAGCGCCGAGGAGCGCAAGCGCCUCAAGAAGAAGCUGAAGAAGCAGAAGCAGAAGCAGCGGAAGAAGGAGCCCGCCGUCGCCGUGGAACCCGCGGCGCCCGCGCCCGCGCCGCGCGCGGCGCCGCCGGUCGAGGAGGCCUUCGGGCGCGUCGACUGCGGGGGCCGCGUCGGCGACGGCAUCCCCGACGACCUCGUGGACCUCCAGCACGCGGAGAUCGCCGUCGUCGAUCUGGGCAACGCCUGCUGGCGCCACAAGCACUUCACGGAGGACAUCCAGACGCGCCAGUACCGCUCGCCGGAGGUCAUCGUCGGCGCGGACUACGACACGUCCGCGGACGUGUGGUCGCUCGCGUGCAUCGUCUUCGAGCUCCUCACCGGCGACCUGCUCUUCGACCCGCGGGCGGGGGGCGACUACGACCGCGACGAGGACCACCUGGCGCAGAUGCAGGAGCUGCUGGGCCGCUACCCGAAGAAAUUGGCGUCGUCGGCGAAGGCGCGCGCGUUCUUCAACCGCCGCGGCGAGCUCAAGCACAUCCACCACCUCCGCUUCUGGGACCUGGAGCACGUCCUCGUCCAGAAGUACCACCACGACAAGGCCGAGGCGCGCGAGAUCGCCCACUUCCUCGGGCCCAUGCUCGACUUUUACCCGGACCGGCGCGCGACGGCGUUCGACUGUUUGCAGCACCCGUGGCUCAACCGGCCCAACGGGUCCAAGGCGCCGCCCGUGGACUCCGACGACGACGAGGCGAAGCGGUCGGAAUCGAAGCGCGACGAGCCCCGCGACGACGACGACGACGACGACGACGACGACCUCAGCCUCGAGGACGACGACCGCGACGACGACCGCGACGACGACGACGACGACGCGACCGCGGACCCCAUCGAGGUCGACGCGGCCGGCGAGAUCAUCGGCUCCGAGGAGGACGUCUAG